Messenger RNA from Chelmon rostratus (copperband butterflyfish), 3403 nucleotides. Its product is annotated as un-named hu7912. Gene Ontology annotation, cellular component: plasma membrane; apical junction complex. Lineage: Eukaryota; Metazoa; Chordata; Actinopteri; Chaetodontiformes; Chaetodontidae. The transcript is spliced from 2 exons. The coding region runs from base 191 to 3403 and encodes 1070 amino acids. The record is from RefSeq and is a predicted model, not a curated record. Gene Ontology annotation, biological process: cell-cell junction organization.
AUGUAAGGCAGCGGCAUGAAGGACGGCGCGGCUCCGGGAGGCGCACGGCAGGUGCGGCAGAGCUGAGGCUGCACCUCACGGAAAACGAGCUGCUGCUCCACCAUGUCCACCGCAUCCGAUCAACUCACUGCUGAGACGGCUGUGUUGAUCUUGAAUCACAUUGAAUGGAGAGCAUUGAAGUUCCUUUAAGAUGACACGAACGCAUCCCCCUGAUAUACUGGCAUCGACUCUAUAUCAGGACGUUACUUUAAAUCCCCUUACUGACCACUCCAUUUCUCCCCACUCCUCCCGGCAAUGUGACUUGAAAAUGAUUGACAAACCAGAAAUUAUCAACAAAAGACACUGCCGUAGCUUUGACUUCAUUGAGUCACUGGAUGACCCGCAAUCCUUCUCUUCCUCAAUGGAGUACCCACACAAGAGGGCAGAGCAUCAGACAUUAAACAAAGACCUAAUGUGGAAUGGACUAGAUCAGCCGGGACACCUCCGCUUUUCAUCUCCUGAUCUGUUCAACACCAGGCAGUUCCAGCAGCAGACCGCCCAGGACAAAACCAGCCAUCUUACAUGGUCCGAUUCUAAAAAGAGAACAAGAUCUAAAAGCGCUCCAAGAAUUAAGGCCACCCUCACUCCUGUGCCCAUCUCAGUGUCUCCUCCAGGAGCCAGGAAGGGGAGGGAUGCUCCUCAGCCUGCAUCAGAUGCAUUAAGGACUUCUGAAACACAUCGAGAAUCCUACUCCUCAAACAGGGCUUUUUUGAAUGAUGUGCAUCCUAUCAAACUGCAGCCCCAUUCUCCCCUCUACGUUUCAGACUGUUUUGAGGAGGAUAAACCAGACAAACCAGCCAUAACCCCUCAUGUCAGGUGCCGUGUGGACAUUAAACCGGAUGCUGCGGUACUGCAGCACACAUCUAGGCAGGUUCCCAAUGUACGGACUGAGCAUCUUUGGCAGAGAUACUCUCAGGCCAGUAGCAGUAGAGGUUUGUAUGUACCACGACAGAUUGUCUCCUCACCAACGCCCACUCCGAGUGAAUGCUACAGUGGAGAUUUUAGACAAGGAUACCACUAUACCACUAGCAUGUCUCCUAUCUCUUACCAGCAUCUAGACAUGCACAGAAUGCCGUCACCAACAGCACCAUAUCUGAGUCAAGAGCAAAGAGCUUACUCAAACCCAAACAUACCAACCAAGUUUUUCUAUACAGAAGACCCUGUUCGCUAUCCAGUCCAUCCCUAUUCUAGAGCAUACUUUCAGGAUGAUCGCUCCAGUCUAACUAGUCAUGGUAGUACAAUGACUAGUCAGUAUGAUCCAAGGACUCGAUGGGUGCACAGCCUUCCUGUCAGGUCCUAUUACACAGACCACCUUUCCAACCGAGAACCAGCACAAUCUGUAUAUAGUAGGCCUUAUUCCACAAGUGAGGCAGGAUCAUACUUUCCCCAAACUCCACUAUCUAGAUCGUACUAUGGAGAGGACAACCGGUUUAAUCCAUACCAUAUGAGUAGCUCAAGGUUGUUCUAUUCCAAACCGUACAGCUCUCCCGAGGAGCUGUACUUUCCAACAAGGCCGUAUCAUACGGAGGGUCGUCGACGCCCUCGAAUGUCUCAGGCCUUUUCAGAUGACUGGUAUCGCUCCAGUAUAUCCGGCUACUCUAACCACUCCUCACAGCACACACCACCAAGAGUAAGGCAAGACCCCACUAUACCCCCGUGGUUUACUAACAGCUGUGUGGAGACAAGCAGACUAGGAGCAGAGGUCAAAAACCACUCCAAGUCUUGGGACAAUAUUCUGUAUCCACGGCAUGACAGAGAGCAAUCAGUGCCCCGUGGGCGUAGCUAUGAGAACCUGUUCCACCAAGCAAGACAUGGAGCAUCCUCAGAUAUUACAUCUCAGCCUGUUAUACUUAACCUCUCAAGUUCACCAAGGCGCUAUGCUGCCCUUUCUCUCUCUGAAAACUCGUUAGAGAGGGCCUCAAGCAAUCCAUGGAGGAAUACCAAGAGUGGGCACUGGUUUGUAACUCCUGAGAUCACCAUAACAGACAAUGACUUAAGUGCUGGCAACAACAAGCGGCGCGAUGUGCACUCUGUCAGCUGGGAUAUGCUGGAGGGAGAGAAGACACCAUCUCCGAGAGUAAUGCAUCAGAAGCAACCAUCCAACACAGCGGACAUAAGCAAAGAAAGGAAACACAACAACUUCUCCCUCCAGCAGAGUCUAGAACAACUGGACGAACUCUUAGCCGAUUUGGUCGUCGACUACAAACCACCAACUUGCAGAAAGUCAAGUGAAGACCUUUUAGACCAGCUAAAGCAACUUAUUACUGAAGACGACGACAAAGACAGAGAAUCUUCUGGACUUGAAAACUUAGGAUGUCUGAACACACAGCUCCCAUCCUCUAAAUCCAGCCCUGACACAAUCAAAGACCCUGACAGUGGAUGUGAUGCUUUACAAAGGAGCGCAGAGGAAUGUUCUCCAGACCACAGCACUGAUGAAGAUGACGCUAUGGUGUGUGCUAACAAGAAGUGCAACCGGAUUGAGAGUAUGUUCAACGCCUGCUUGUACUUCAAAUCAUGUCACAGUUGCUACACCUUUUACUGCUCACGAAACUGCCGCAGGGAUGACUGGGAGACCCACAAAGAGACCUGUCUGUACGGUCGUGUCAACAGUGUGUGUCGACACACUCUGAAGUUCUGCAGAGAGAAUUCAGAGAUCCACAAAGCCUUCUCUCGCGUUGCUAAAGCUGGCUACCUCUCAAGAGGGAGAGGCGUUCUCUUUCUGGGUUUUGCUAAUCCGGAGACAGCUGACAACUUCCUGCAAGUUGGGCUCGAGAGCCUCCUCAUGUCUCCCACAUACUUAUCUCUCAGAGAGCUGGAUGGCUUCAAGGACAACCUAGGUGAAUAUUGCAAGGAGCUGCAGCUGGCAGGUAACGAGUACGACCCCAAUGAAUGUUUCCUUCUGAAUGUAUCCGUGGCUGUUGGUGAGCUAGUGCCUAACAGACCUUCACCGAGAGUCCAAGCACCAACAGUUCGAAAAUAUGCAAAGGUGUCGUUGGCCUCCUCAAGCCCUGACAAAAAGGUACUCAAGAAGGAUAGUGAAAUGGAAACUCUCAUCCUCACUCCGCCUCCAGGCACGCCGGACAUUGACAAGGAGGGGGAGGAGGGAAGAAAAGCCAGAGAGGUGUGCUUUGUCAAUAUCCAGCGUGAGCUCAGGACCAGGGGAGUCUUCCUUCGUCACGAGUACCCCAAAAUCUAUAAUCAGCUGUGUGAGUUUGUGGAGAGCAACAAAAGGUUCACUCCAACGACAAUUUACCCAAUAGACAAGAGAACGGGGAAACAGUUCAUGUGCAUGAUCAUGGCUGCGUCCGAGCCAAGAACGCUGGACUGGGUGGGUACGCCUCAUCUCUUGGAUGAUAUUAUAUAG